This is a messenger RNA of Nycticebus coucang (slow loris), 4562 nucleotides long. RefSeq names its product adhesion G protein-coupled receptor A3 (gene ADGRA3). The transcript has 19 exons. Gene Ontology annotation, biological process: G protein-coupled receptor signaling pathway; cell surface receptor signaling pathway. Lineage: Eukaryota; Metazoa; Chordata; Mammalia; Primates; Lorisidae. Bases 258 to 4217 code for a protein of 1319 amino acids. The record is from RefSeq and is a predicted model, not a curated record. Gene Ontology annotation, cellular component: external side of plasma membrane; plasma membrane. Gene Ontology annotation, molecular function: protein binding; G protein-coupled receptor activity.
GGGAGGAGGCGGUGGCUGCGGAGGAGGAGGCGGCGCUCCCGCCUGGCCAGAGAGCGGCGCUGGGACCCGCGCGGCCGUGACCCUGCGGCUCCCGGAGGCCGAUCGCAGGCGCGGCGGACAAAGGAGCAUGUCGGCGCCGCGGAGGGCCUGUCCUCCGGCCGCCAGGAGGCUCCAGGCGCCGCCGGGCCCGCGCAGCGCCCCUGCCCGCCCGCGCUAGGCCGGCGCUCCCCGCUCGGUCCGCAGGCCCCGGCCCCAACAUGAAGCCGCCCGGGCGCCCGCGGGGCCGCGCGCGGCCGUUGCUGCUGCUGCCGCCACUCGCGCUGCUCGCACUGCUGGGAGGGGGCGGCGGCGGCGCCGCGGCGCUGCCCCCCGGCUGCAAGCACGAUGGGCGACCCAGAGGGACCGGCAGGGCGGCGGGCACCGCCGAGGGCAAGGUGGUGUGCAGCAGCCUGGAGCUCGCGCAGGUCCUGCCCCCGGACACGCUGCCCAACCGCACGGUCACCCUGAUUCUGAGUAACAAUAAGAUAUCGGAGCUGAAGAAUGGCUCAUUUUCUGGAUUAAGUCUCCUUGAAAGAUUGGACCUUCGCAAUAAUCUUAUCAGUAGUAUAGAUCCAGGUGCCUUCUGGGGCCUGUCAUCCCUGAAGAGAUUGGAUCUGACGAACAAUCGAAUAGGAUGUCUGAAUGCAGACAUAUUUCGAGGACUUACCAAUCUGAUUAGGCUAAACCUUUCAGGGAAUUUGUUUUCUUCAUUAUCUCAAGGAACUUUUGAUUAUCUUGGCUCAUUACGGUCUUUAGAAUUCCAGACUGAGUAUCUUUUGUGUGACUGUAACAUACUGUGGAUGCAUCGCUGGGUGAAGGAGAGGAACGUCACGGUCAGGGACACCAGGUGUGUUUAUCCCAAGUCACUGCAGGCCCAGCCAGUCACGGGCGUGAAGCAAGAGCUCUUGACGUGCGAUCCUCCCCUGGAACUGCCUUCUUUCUACAUGAGCCCGUCUCACCGGCAGGUUGUGUUUGAAGGAGACAGCCUUCCCUUCCAGUGCAUGGCCUCUUACAUUGACCAGGACAUGAAAGUGCUGUGGUACCAGGAUGGGCGGAUAGUUGAAACUGAUGAGUCGCAAGGUAUCUUUGUGGAAAAGAACAUGAUUCACAACUGCUCCUUAAUUGCAAGUGCCUUAACCAUUUCUAAUAUUCAGGCUGGAUCUACUGGAAAUUGGGGCUGUCAUGUCCAGACCAAACGUGGGAACAAUACAAGGACUGUGGACAUUGUGGUGUUAGAGAGCUCUGCGCAGUACUGUCCCCCGGAGAGGGUGGUGAACAACAAAGGGGACUUCAGAUGGCCCAGGACGUUGGCAGGCAUUACUGCAUACCUGCAGUGCACUCGGAACACCCAUGGCAGUGGGAUAUACCCCGGAAGCCCGCAGGAUGAGAGGAAGGCAUGGCGCAGAUGUGACAGAGGUGGCUUCUGGGCAGAUGAUGAUUAUUCUCGCUGUCAGUAUGCAAAUGAUGUCACUAGAGUACUUUAUAUGUUUAAUCAGAUGCCCCUCAAUCUCACGAAUGCUGUGGCAACAGCUCGACAGCUCCUGGCUUACACCGUGGAAGCCGCCAACUUUUCUGACAAAAUGGAUGUUUUAUUUGUAGCUGAAAUGAUAGAAAAAUUUGGAAGAUUUACAAAGGAGGAAAAAUCAAAAGAGCUGGGCGAUGUGAUGGUUGACAUUGCAAGUAACAUCAUGUUGGCUGAUGAGCGCGUCCUGUGGCUGGCGCAGAGAGAGGCUAAAGCCUGCAGUAGGAUUGUUCAGUGCCUGCAGCGCGUGGCUACGUACCGGCUGGCCAAUGGUGCUCAUGUUUAUUCAACAUAUUCACCCAAUAUUGCUCUGGAAGCUUAUGUCAUCAAGGCUUCUGGCUUCACUGGGAUGACCUGUACCGUGUUCCAGAAAGUGGCAGCCUCUGAUCGUACAGGACUUUCGGAUUUUGGGAGGCGGGAUCCCGAUGGAAACCUGGAUAAGCAGCUCAGCUUUAAGUGCAACGUCUCCAGUACAUUUUCAAGUCUGGCACUAAAAAAUACUGUUGUGGAGGCUUCUAUUCAGCUUCCUCCUUCCCUUUUCUCACCAAAGCAAAAAAGAGAAGUCAGAACAACUGAUGAUUCUGCCUAUAAGCUGCAGCUCAUUGCUUUCCGCAAUGGAAAGCUUUUUCCAGCCACUGGAAAUUCAACCAAUCUGGCUGAUGACGGAAAACGACGCACAGUGGUUACCCCCGUGAUUCUCACCAAAAUAGAUGGUGUGAAUGUCGAUACCCACCACGUCCCAGUGAAUGUGACACUGCGUCGAAUCGCGCACGGAGCAGAUGCUGUUGCAGCCCAGUGGGAUUUUGGUUUGCUGAACGGACAAGGAGGCUGGAAGUCAGACGGGUGCCGCAUUCUCCACUCAGACGAGAACAUCACCACCAUCCAGUGCUCCGCCCUCAGUAACUACGCAGUUUUAAUGGAUUUGACAGGAACUGAACUCUACACCCAGGCGGCCAGUCUCUUGCACCCUGUGGUUUACACCACUGCCGUCAUCCUCCUUUUGUGUCUGCUGGCCGUUGUUGUCAGUUACAUAUACCAUCACAGUUUGAUCAGAAUCAGUCUUAAGAGCUGGCACAUGCUUGUGAACUUGUACCUUCAUAUUUUCCUGACUUGUGUAGUUUUUGUGGGAGGAAUAACCCAGACCAGAAAUGCCAGCGUCUGCCAAGCAGUUGGGAUAAUUCUUCAUUAUUCCACCCUUGCCACGGUGCUGUGGGUGGGAGUGACAGCUCGCAACAUCUAUAAGCAAGUCACUAAGAAAACCAAGCGGUGUCAGGACCCCGAGGAGCCGCCACCUCCACCAAGACCGAUGCUCAGGUUUUACCUGAUCGGGGGUGGCAUUCCCAUCAUCGUUUGUGGAAUCACAGCAGCAGCCAACAUUAAGAAUUACGGCAGUCGGCCAAAUGCACCCUAUUGCUGGAUGGCAUGGGAACCCUCCCUGGGAGCCUUCUAUGGGCCUGCCAGCUUCAUCACUUUUGUAAACUGCAUGUACUUUCUGAGCAUAUUUAUUCAGUUGAAAAGACACCCUGAGCGCAAGUAUGAGCUUAAGGAGCCCACUGAGGAACAACAGAGAUUGGCAGCCCAUGAACACAGUGAGAUAAAUCACCAGGAUUCUAUGUCCUUGUCUCUGAUUUCUACAUCAGCGUUGGAAAAUGAGCACACUUUUCAUUCUCAGCUCCUGGGGGCUGGCCUGACUUUGCUCUUUUAUGUCACUUUGUGGAUGUUUGGAGCCUUGGCAGUUUCCUUGUAUUACCCUUUGGACUUGGUUUUCAGCUUCUUCUUUGGAGCCACGUGUCUGAGCUUCAGUGCGUUCGUCCUGAUUCACCACUGCAUUAACAGGGAGGAUGUCCGACUGGCGUGGGUCAUGACCUGCUGCCCAGGACGGAGCUCCUACUCCGUGCAAGUUAACGUCCAGGCCCCCAACUCAAGCGGCAUGAACGGAGAGGCACCCAAGUGCCCAAAUAGCAGUGCGGAGUCUUCCUGCACAAACAAAAGUGCUUCAAGCUUCAAAAAUUCCUCCCAGGGCUGCAAAUUAACAAACCUGCAAGCUGCCGCAGCUCAGGGCCACACCAACUCUUUACCUUUGAACUCCGUCCCUCAGCUGGACACCAGUUUGACAGAACAUUCAAUGGACAAUGAUAUUAAAAUGCACGUGGCGCCUUUAGAAGUUCAGUUUCGGACAAACGUGCACUCUAGCCGCCAUCAUAAAAACAGAAGUAAAGGUCACCGAGCCAGCAGACUCACAGUCCUGAGAGAAUAUGCCUACGACGUCCCCACGAGCGUGGAGGGAAGCGUGCAGAACGGCUUGCCCAAGAGCAGGCUGGGCAGUAGUGAAGGACACUCAAGGAGCCGGAGAGCAUAUUUAGCCUACAGAGAAAGGCAGUACAACCCACCCCUGCAGGACAGCAGUGAUGCUGCUGGCAGCACGCUUCCCAAAAGCAGUAGAAACUUUGAAAAGCCCGUUUCAACUAGUAGUAAAAAGGAUGCUGUAAGGAAGUCAACUGUGGUUGAAGUUGAAAGUCAGCAGAAGUCUUAUGGCCUCAACUUGGCCAGUCAGAAUGGACCAAUUAAAAGCAAUGGCCAGGAUGGACCCUUGCUGGGUACCGAUAGCACUGGCAACGUUAGGACUGGAUUAUGGAAACAUGAAACUACUGUGUAGCAUUGCAGGGCGUCCUGGGCAGAGAUUCCUACAAACUGUGAUCAUCACAUUCCUCUAAGCUAUGAACAUUUGAAAACAAACUGUUUACAGCCACCUUAGGAAUUCAAAAGAGUUUGAAAUCAACUUAGAUGGUUUGGAUUUUACUUAUUUUAUAUCCCCAAAUGGUUGCCUUUUUUUUUUUUUUUUUUUAGAAAUUAAAGGAAAAAAAAAAAAACCUUUUUAAAGCAUUGUUUUACUUGUCAGAGCACCAAUAGGCCAUUCUGGGAAUCUGAAAUGUAAUUUCUUUUACUCUAUAACAUCUACUUUGCAUUUCAGGAUUCUAUUUAAUAUAAUAAAUAAGUGUUU